This is a messenger RNA of Manacus vitellinus (golden-collared manakin), 2339 nucleotides long. RefSeq names its product neurofilament heavy (gene NEFH). NCBI's taxonomy places the organism in Eukaryota, Metazoa, Chordata, Aves, Passeriformes, Pipridae. The record is from RefSeq and is a predicted model, not a curated record. Gene Ontology annotation, molecular function: structural constituent of postsynaptic intermediate filament cytoskeleton. Gene Ontology annotation, biological process: axon development. The transcript is spliced from 3 exons. Bases 1 to 1836 code for a protein of 611 amino acids. Gene Ontology annotation, cellular component: neurofilament; axon.
AUGGUGGUCCCAGCCAGCAGCAGGUCCCUGGGGGAGAGGCAGAGAGCACAGAGGCCCAUCUCACACCCCCAUUGCUCUGUCUGCCCCCAGGAAACCAUCCAGCAGCUGGACAGCGAGCUGAGGAACACCAAGUGGGAGAUGGCAGCUCAGCUCCGGGAAUACCAGGAUCUGCUCAACGUCAAAAUGGCCCUGGACAUCGAGAUUGCUGCCUACAGAAAGCUCUUGGAAGGGGAGGAAUAUCGGCUCGAGACUGGCAUUGGGAUGCUCUCCUACCCCGAGGUGGUCCCCAAGGCUCCCAGCAUCACCACCAACAUCAAGGUGAAGAGCGAGGAGAAGAUCAAGGUGGUGGAAAAAUCGGAGAAGGAGACGGUGAUUGUGGAGGAGCAGACGGAGGAAAUCCAGGUGACCGAGGAGGUCACGGAGGAGGAGGAGGCUGAGAAAGAGGCUGAAGAGGAGAAAGCUGAAGAGGAGGAAGAAGAAGAGGAGAAAGCUGAAGAGGGUGAAGAAGAGGCCAAGUCUCCUGCAAAAGAGGAGGCCAAGUCCCCAGAGAAACCUGAGUCCCCCUCAAAGGAGGAGGCCAAGUCCCCUGAAAAGCCCCCAACCCCCUCCAAGGAGGGGGCCAAGACCCCAGUUGUGAAGUCCCCAGAAAAACCUGCAACCCCCUCCAAGGAGGAGGCCAAGAGCCCAGCUGUGAAGUCACCAGAGAAACCCCCAACCCCCUCCAAGGAGGAGGCCAAGAGCCCUGCUGUCAAAUCCCCUGAAAAGCCACCAACCCCCUCCAAAGAGGAGGCCAAGACCCCCACGGUGAAGUCCCCAGAGAAACCUGCACCCCCCUCAAAAGAGGGGGCCAAGACCCCAGUGGUGAAGUCCCCAGAGAAACCUGCACCCCCCUCAAAGGACGAGGCCAAGACCCCCGAGAAACCCUCAGCCCCCCCUAAGGAAGAGGCCAAGAGCCCGGCGGUGAAGUCCCCAGAGACACCCGCAGCUCCCUCAAAGGACGAAGCCAAAGCCCCCUCUGUGAAGUCCCCAGAAAAAGCCCCAACCCCCUCAAAGGAGGAGGCCAAGAGCCCAGCUGUGAAGUCACCAGAGAAGGUCAAAUCUCCCGGGAAGGAGGAGGCCAAGUCUCCACAGAAGGAGGAGGCCCCGGCCAAGGAGCCAAGCCCUGCUCCGAAGGAGCCGAAAGCCCCCGCCAAGGAGGAGCAGCCCAAGGAGCAGCCCAAGGCUCCCUCCAAGGAGGAGGGAAAGAAGGAGGAAGCUCCCAAGAAGGACGUGCCAGCCAAGGCAGAGGAGAAACCCAAAGAGAAGGUGGCUGCUGUGCCAGAGCCUCCAGCCCCACAGGUGAAAGAGACCCCCAAGCCAGGCCCCAAACCAGCUGAAGAAGGAAAAGCUGAGAAGGAAACUCCACCAAAACCUCAGCAGGAGGUCGGCAAAGCGGCUGCCAAGGAGGCUGAGAAGCCAAAGGCUGAGGAGAAGGUGGAGGAGACGAAGAAGAAAGUGGAGGAGCCAAAGAAGGAGAAGGCGGAGGAGCCCAAGAAAGUGGAGGAACCCAAGAAGGAGAAGGUGGAGGAGCCCAAAAAGAAGGUGGAGGAGCCCAAAAAGGCGGAGGAACCCAAGAAAAAGGUGGAAGAACCCAAGAAGGAGAAGGUGGAGGAGCCCAAGAAGGCAGAGGAGCCCAGGAAGGAGAAGGCAGAGGAACCCAAGAAAGCGGAGGAACCCAAAGCCCAAGCAAAACCCAAAGAUGAGCCCAAAGCCAGCAAGGACCCCCCCAAGGCCGAGGCCCCCUCUGGCAAGGAGGGCACAGCCCCGGAGCCGGCCCCCAGUGCAGGGAAGAAGUGAGUGGAGAGUCCUGGGUGCCAAUGGGCACUGCGGGCACGGGGGCUGCUCUGUCCCCCUCCCCGAGGGCCGGGCCCGGGGUGGGACCCCCAGGCUGGGCUUCCCCUUAGCAAUAGGCCCUGUGAGAGCCGCAGGGUGGGCGACGCUUCCCUCGCAGAACGUGAUCCCCACAUUUAACACUUGAAUUAUAACCCAGGAGAAGGGGGGACACCCCCGGGGACACCCCCAGGGACACCCCUUCUCCUCUAAGUGCAUUUAUUCAAUGUAUGUGCAACGGAUGGACGAGUGCAAUGCAGAGCUGUAGCUGCUUGGGGGGGGCUGGCGGGGUCUGGGGGAAGGACUGUCCCCUGGAGCAGCGGUGGGAGAGGCUGGGAGCUGCAGGAAUGCUCCCAGGCACAGGCUGGGAGCUGCAGGAAUUGCUCACAGACACACACGGGUGCACCAGGAACCUCAGCCCACUGAUCUUUGCUUACUGUGCAAUAACCAAAUAAAAGUGCUUACGGAGA